AUGGCUGCCGGAUUGCCAGAGGAGCUGGUGGUUGCGGCCCACGGCAACUUCGACCACGCGCAUGUGGUUGACGACAACGUGGGUUUGGCCGCGAGUUACGAUGUGGACAUUUGCGAGCUGCAGAAGGCCCUUGCCAGCUCCGGCGAUGAGGGCUGGCAGGAGCUGCGGGAGUUCCACGGCGGCCUCGUCAAGCCAAAGAUCGUGUUCUUCGGCGAGGACCUGCCGCGGCGGUUCUUCCAGCUGCAGCGCCCCGACCUGGAGACCUGCGACCUGCUGCUGGUCAUGGGCACGUCUCUGGAGGUCUCCCCCUUCAACACGCUGUUGAAUCUGGUGCCCGACUCCGUCCCCAGGCUCUUGAUCAACCGGGAGCCUGUGGGCUUGUGUCACGAGCUGGCGGGCGGCUUUGACUUUGGCGACGGCCGCGACGUCUUCUUCCAGGGCGACUGCGAUGAGGGCGUGAAGAAGCUCGCCGCAAGGCAGGCAGUGUUUGGGCGGGUGUGA
Molecule: messenger RNA, 501 nt
Organism: Effrenium voratum
Lineage: Eukaryota; Dinophyceae; Suessiales; Symbiodiniaceae
Source: the annotation of a GenBank genome assembly